Messenger RNA from Fulvia fulva, 351 nucleotides. RefSeq lists its product as uncharacterized. The coding region runs from base 1 to 351 and encodes 116 amino acids. Lineage: Eukaryota; Fungi; Ascomycota; Dothideomycetes; Mycosphaerellales; Mycosphaerellaceae. The transcript has 2 exons. The record is from RefSeq and is a predicted model, not a curated record.
AUGGUCAACUGGGACGACGCUCUCGACAAACGCCUCCUCCUCACCAUCAUCCACACCGCCGCCCCGAGCGCCAUCGACUACAAGAAACGCUACACAAAGAAGAUCCGCAAAGAAGCGGAGGAAAAUUUCGGCAAGCAGGAUGAUGCUGGUGGUGGUGAAGGUGGGGUGAAGACUCCGGUUAACAAGGGAGCGGCGAAGAAGGCGGUUGGGGAGAAGAGUAGCACGGGCAAGCGUAAGGCGAAGAAAGCUGCGGGUGAAGAUGGGGAGGGUGAGAAGGAUGAUGAGGAGAGUCCGAGUAAGAAGGUGAAGAGCGAGGAGAAGGAGGAGAGUGGUGAGGAGGAGAUGGUUUAG